Messenger RNA from Lodderomyces parapsilosis, 1272 nucleotides. RefSeq lists its product as uncharacterized. The record is from RefSeq and is a predicted model, not a curated record. Bases 1 to 1272 code for a protein of 423 amino acids. The transcript has a single exon. Lineage: Eukaryota; Fungi; Ascomycota; Pichiomycetes; Serinales; Debaryomycetaceae.
AUGAGGCUAAUUUAUACACCGCUCUUUAUAUCCCUUGCUACUUUAUCCCAAGCACGACAGUUCCACUUGGACACUGGGUCCAAUGCUGUGUGUUUCCAAGUAUCGAACCCAACAACUGUUGAGAUUACAAGAACAUUAGGUACUGAACCAAUUCCAAUAGCAAUCUUUGAAUAUGGAAACAGACAUUCGUUAAAAAACUUGCCCAAUUUUGACUUUUUGGUCACUGAUGCAAAGUUAGAUGAGUAUUUUGAGUUUGGUGAGUUUACUUUCUCUAAUGGCUCACCUACUGCAUUUAACACAAGCUUGGGACAGAAGUUGGAGUUUGACGUGACAUCGACCGUGUGGUGUUUGUACACGCCGAAAGUACUGUCAUAUGAAUACAAAGUUGAUGUUAGAGAGUACGGGUAUUAUGAAAAAUACGAUGAUUUAUGGUGGUUGGUUGUAAACAUUGUGGUUAGUUUGUUUUUUGCUAGGUUGUUUUACUUUGGCUCCAAUCCUCCAAUUUUAUACAUGGCUGAAGUAAACUUACAAUUGAUUAAAGUGGCAGUGUUUUUAUUCACGACAAUCUUGGUGGUUUUCAAUUUAAAUGUUGCAAAGUAUGCCGAUUACAUUUCAGCAAGUUUGGACGAUGUAUUUACCAUGUUGUUUCUUCUGGGUUAUGGACUCACGUAUGCAAACAGGCAAGACUAUAACGUGAAAAAAGUUGCAUUUAUUACUUUGCUAUGUGUAGUACCGGCUUUUGGAACAAGGUAUUUUGACUUGAAGAACAACAUACAAUACAUUUCGAUCAACAAUCAGCAUUAUAAUGUGGUUCAAGGAGUAAUGGGGUCAGAAGUUUAUGAUGGGCUUGAUAGAGUAGCAAGAUUGACACAGGAGAAUAUGAUCAAUAAGUUAAGUGGAGUUGUUGCUCUUCUUUUUGCAGUUUCAAAAAUUAUCAAGAUUGGCUCUUAUGUAUAUGCUAUCAAAAAGACGUUGAAACUGUUGACAGUGGUGAACCCAAUCGCAAGGCCAUACUACAUUGGGACCAUCAUUAUCUGGCUAUUCCUUUGGCUGUUAAUCAGUGUUGCAUUGGCUCCAGAUAUGUUUUACAAUUUUACAAAUGUUACAAACUAUGCAAAAGUAUUGAAAGAGUUUUUGAUCUCUUAUAGACAAAGAAAGUUUAUUACAUUUUUGUGGGAUGAAUCACACUGGAUUGUCUUUUGGUUGAUCUGGUAUUUCGGUAAAGGCAUGUUGAAGGAGGAAAAAGUUGAUGUAAAGGAUCAUGUAGAUUAG